ACUUUUGGACUCUUUUGAGCUUCUUGGACUGUCGAAAGAGGUCUGCGUGGUCUGCUUUUAUACGAGUCUGGCGGCGAAUAUUCCUCUUCUUACUCCUUUAUCAAGCAUCAGGCCGAAGUGACAGCUCUCUUUCACAUUUUCCAUCUGUAUGACCUUUGUAUUCGAUCCGACACCUGCUUUCACGGAAGAAGGUUGCCUUCAUUAGCGACAAAUUCCACUCCUCACCAAGCGAGCGGCCACAGCACCUCGAUAUGUCUUGGAAGCUGGCUGAGCUAAGAUGGCGUCAAGAAGUUGGGCUUCAGGAGACUUGUUGGGAAAGAAACAACAAGAUCCUGUAUGGCAGUAAUGUGCCAGCCGGGACAGCUUGCAGGCCCACGGUCACUGGACGUCGACGUUCUCAGACAAUGCCAUCGUGUGGGAAUUCUUCUGAUUACAUCUCAGCAUCUGUCGAUCAAGGAUUAUCGGCUUCGUCUCAAUUAUCUUCCGGAGGGUUUCGACCGCACCCAGACACACUCGCUCUUCCUUCAGUGUCGGCUUUGUCGACAACUCCUCUGCUCAAGUUCACUCAAACAAGACCAGAAGCGUUACUUCAGGACUCUGGUUAUGACAACGUCGACGACAGCCAUCUAGAGACUCACGACCAGGCAUCUCAGUUCCCGCCAGCGGGCACCCUUUCCGCUUCACAUGCAAGCACCGCGUCGUCUCCGCGAGCGCAGUUUGAUUUGCGUGAGAAGGGUUCUUUAUUUCCCCCGGAUUUUGCAUCUGCACUACAAGAGCCCUCAUCUAGUUCGGCGACAUCGCCUGAACACACCACUGCGGCUGCCGAAUUGGAAUUGACGUCUGUACCACUGGAAAGAACACUUUGUAUGCCACUCAAUGAAGACAGGCAGUUGACUCUGCUGACCAGUCAUAGCUCGUGGCUAUCAAUCACACACUCAAAGAUAUCCACUCAGAACUUCUUCUUUCACGUCAGAGAUAUCCACGACCACUGGACAUUGGCUACGUACACGGAGUUUCACAACGCCGCAGGGAUAUCAGCCUGACAUCGCCGUAUCAGCGCUUAUCGGUUUUCCAUCGUCACCGAGCUUCGGCCUUCACUUCUAUGCUGGCGAGGACGUACAUACAGGCGAUGAUAGUGCCUGGCCAGGCUUCGCGCUAGAUU
Exophiala viscosa is the source of this 1162-nucleotide messenger RNA. RefSeq lists its product as uncharacterized. Lineage: Eukaryota; Fungi; Ascomycota; Eurotiomycetes; Chaetothyriales; Herpotrichiellaceae. The transcript has 2 exons. The record is from RefSeq and is a predicted model, not a curated record. The coding region runs from base 252 to 1043 and encodes 263 amino acids.